AUGUCCCUUCUACAGAGGUCCCAUCUUUACACAGCAGUAGAAUGUAGGAGUCCAUCGACUAGAGCUGUUCUUGGUCGACGUCACAAUGGGAGGUUCUUAUUGGUCAGUGCCAUGGCCGUCAGGCACAACAGCUCACAGAUCCCAAGUGAAACCCUUCCCACGGCAUCUCCAGUGCUGGAAGCAUCUAUCCCCAGCACCGUAGUCAUGGAUCCCGCUUCUAUAAACACACAGCCAAUCGCUGAGCAGGUGUUUGAGGCUGCACCAACCGUAGUGGAUGUUCUGCAGGGGGUGGGAGUAGAGCUUAGCCUAUCAGAGCUGGGCCUGGGGAGCGCCACCCCUGUGGGCCUGGUCCAGAACCUACUGGAGUUCAUGCAUGUGGACAUGGGGAUGCCGUGGUGGGGAGCUAUUGUUGUAGGCACAGUGCUGGCCCGCAUCAUGGUGUUCCCGGUCAUCGUGAAGGGUCAGAGGGAGGCGGCCAAGCUGAACAACGUUAUGCCAGAGAUGACCAAAUUCACCAACAAGAUGAAUGAGGCCAAACAGAGCGGAAACAAGUUUGACUUUGCUAAGGCAUACUCUGACCUGACCGCUUUCCAGAAGAAGCAUGACGUCAACCCUCUCCGUGGCUUCCUGGUCCCUCUGGUGCAGACUCCAGUCUUCAUCUCGUUCUUCAUUGCUCUCAGAAAGAUGUCCCACCUCCCUGUCCCCAGUAUGCAGACAGGAGGGUGCUUGUGGUUCUUAGACCUCACAGCAGCAGACCCCUUCCACGUCCUCCCCAUCGCUGUGACAGGAACAAUGUUCGCCAUCCUGGAGUUGGGGGCAGAGUCUGGUGUGGAUAACCCUAACCUGAAAGCCAUGAAGACAGUGUUCAGAAUCAUGCCCUUCAUCAUCCUCCCCCUCACCAUCAACUUCCCCACUGUCGGUUGCUCUCUUAUUUCUUGCGCCCCCUGUGGCACAGUACCUACUACUCCCCACCAGAGUCCUGGGUUUUGCUUCUCCCUGGCCCAGGUGGCCCUGCUCAAACACCCACUGGUCAGACAGAAGCUGAGGAUCCCCGAGAGGAUCAAACACCCGGCUUCUGCCCUGCCCCAGAAUGAAGGCUUCAUCCACACCAUCAAGAAGGGCUGGAAGAACGCUCAACUGGCCCAGCAGUUAGACGAGAGUGAGGGGAGUAUGAAGAGCCACCUGGACAUCACUUCUAAAGGUCCACUGAGGCAGACCUUCACCCACAACCCUCUACAGAAGUCAACACCUUCCAUUGCAGCAGCAACAACAACAACAACAACAACAACCAAGUCAGCCAAAGCAAAACAAGCGGCCCCGGCAAACGGUGGUAAGGAGGAGACUAUUGAUUGAAGAAGAGUGACAGACAGUUUGAAGGCCCAAUGAAUCAUGUGUACAUAUUUAUUGAGGGGGAUUGGUAGAGGACAUGGACACGGAGGGUUUAUCGUUUAUAAAUGUAAUAUUAUAAAUGUAAUAUUCUAAAUAAAGAGCUAACUUCCGUUGCCUUAUAAUGUCUAUGAUAGCUUGGAUUCUUA
This is a messenger RNA of Salmo salar (Atlantic salmon), 1535 nucleotides long. Lineage: Eukaryota; Metazoa; Chordata; Actinopteri; Salmoniformes; Salmonidae. The record is from RefSeq and is a predicted model, not a curated record.